Molecule: messenger RNA, 4844 nt
Organism: Cyprinodon variegatus (sheepshead minnow)
Lineage: Eukaryota; Metazoa; Chordata; Actinopteri; Cyprinodontiformes; Cyprinodontidae
Gene: plekha5
Product: pleckstrin homology domain-containing family A member 5-like
Exons: 28
Coding region: 4-3762 (1252 amino acids)
Cellular component (GO): cytosol
Molecular function (GO): phosphatidylinositol-5-phosphate binding; phosphatidylinositol-3,5-bisphosphate binding; phosphatidylinositol-3-phosphate binding
Source: RefSeq, a predicted model, not a curated record
GACAUGGCGGCGGAGCUACAGCCCGAGUGCAUUUCUGCUCUCCCGUCUUCCUGGACUUAUGGGGUUACUCGGGACGGACGCGUCUUCUUCAUUAACGAGGAAGCCCAGAGUACAACCUGGCUGCAUCCAGAGAGCGGCGAAGCGGUCAUAACCGGACACAGGAAAACUCCAGACCUACCCAAUGGAUGGGAAGAGGGGUUUACCUUUGAAGGAGCAAGAUGCUUUAUAAACCACAAUGAGCGGAAGGUGACCUGCAAACAUCCUGUCUCGGGCUUACCCUCACAAGACAACUGCAUCUUUGUCGUCAACGAACAAACCGCCCCCAAAGUGCCAGCGAAUGAAAAGAAAGAACGGCUGUCAAUCACCAUGAGUGAGGCCUCCAACAACACGCCCAUCCCGGAUUGUGCCGCAAACUCCAACAGUCCAGCAGGAAGACCUUCAAGACCUUCGAAGAAAAUUCAUAACUUUGGGAAACGAUCCAACUCCAUCAGGCGGAAUCCCAGUGCCCCCGUAAUCAAGAGAAACUGGCUUUACAAACAGGACAGCACGGGCAUGAAGCUGUGGAAAAAGAGGUGGUUUGUCCUUUCUGACCUGUGCCUGUUCUACUAUAGAGAUGAGAAGGAAGAGGGAAUUCUUGGCAGCAUCCUCCUGCCCAGCUUCCAGAUAUCCCUGCUGUCUGUAGAUGAUCACAUUAAUAGAAAGUUUGCUUUUAAGGCAACACAUCCCAACAUGCGGACGUACUACUUUUGCACUGACACCGGAAAAGAGAUGGAGUCGUGGAUGAAAGUGAUGACGGACGCCGCAAACGUGCAUUCAGAGCCAUCCAAAAGGUUGGAAAAGCUAAAAGUGGAAGAUAGCGGACCAAGAGAAAUCAGUCAAGUCGCAAACCACAAGCCAGCGCUCACACAGCCUGAAAUCCAAAACAACGAACGUAACCUUCAAGUGGACCGUGACCGAAGCAACGCAGUGACCCCCGGUGCUGAGGGAGAGCAAAGAAAACAGCGUGACGCCGAGCGCUACGGCUUCCAGAAGGACGGGGCAGAGCGUGAACGUCCCCUCACAAAGAUCAACAGUAUUAAGCUACAGCCCGCGCAGGCAGAGACCGUUAAAGCUAAUGUGACCUCGCCCCCGACUCCCAAUGAGGCGGAGAGGACGCUGCAUAGUCCCCAAGUGAAUGGAUCAGGAGAGCCGUGUAAAGCUAAUGGGACGGGGGUCCCUGUCCAGCAGAGUCCCAUCAGCGAGCCUGAACGCAACCUGAGCAGAACCAGCUCCAUGCAGCAGCUGGAGCAGUGGGUUCGAACGCAGAGAGGGCGAGGUCAGGAUGACGAUGCCAGGAGCAUCACCUCAUACCAGACUCUGCCUAGAAAUAUGCCAAGCCAUCGAGUCCCCUACAUGCCUCAUUAUGGAGAAAACUAUCGCAGUAUGCCCAGGAAUAGCAUGGCCCAGCGGGACAGCAUCUGCAGCAUGUCGCCGUCGCUUUACGACCAAGCCCUUGGCCCAGCAGGGGCCGAGAAGCGACGCUCCAUGCGAGACGACACCAUGUGGCAGCUGUACGAGUGGCAGCAGAGACAGGCCUACACCAGGCAGUCGGGGAUCUACAGCAACAUGGCGAGCCCCAAAACCAUGAUAAACCUUUCAGAGCAUACAGGCCUUAGCCCCUCCAUCCCUCCUUCGCCUUCUCACGGUUCCCUGUCCAUGUACGGCGCCUACUCUCCAAUGAGAUCUUACAACAUGGCCAAUGCUCGUCCCGAGGUCGCUUCGCCGAUCUACAGAAGAGACUUGAGCAUCGACAGACGGCAGAGACCACAAAUCAACAAGUACGCCUACCCACCUGAUCGGAGAUCCUUGCCUGCAGGGAUCCCAGUCCAGACUAUCUCUACCCAGUCUCUUCAAAGCAAAACUCCUGAGGAACUGACUUUGCUGCUGAUAAAGCUGCGGCGGCAGCAAGCAGAGCUAAACAGUAUCCGGGACCACACUGUAGCACAGCUUAUGCAACUAAACAUGGAUCACAACCACCCAAAGAACGACAUUCUCUCCCAUCACCUCCAAAGGAACCUCAUGUAUUUGGACAAUCAGAUGAACCCAGAAGACUACAGGGAACCAGUCUACACGUAUGUACCGGAGGUGGAGGACAUUGAUGGUAUAAUCAGCAGACUUUAUGAGCAGGAGAAACUGGUGAAGAUGCAGGAGGAGAAGCUUCAGCAGCUGUUGAGAGAGAAGCACACAUUGGAGACGGCGCUUCUGUCAGCCAGCCAGGAGAUUGAGCUGGGCUCUGAAAACCCGGCCGCCUUGCAGGGCGUCAUUCAGCAGAGAGACUUGCUGCAGAGCGGCCUCCUCAGCACCUGCAGAGAGCUAUCCAGAGUCACUACUGAGUUGGAGCGCUCCAGUAGGGAAUAUGAAAGGAUAGAGGCAGAGCUCAUUAUAGCCAAGAACAACUUGCUGCAGCAGCUUGAAGCUCUGGGAAGCCCACAGACGGAGCCUCCCAGUCAGCUCCAUGUCCGCAUCCAGAAGGAGCUCUGGAGGAUUCAGGAUGUGAUGGAGGCCGUCAACAAACAGAAAGCUCAGAGAAACGCUGCAGAGGGGCCUGGUUUCUAUGGAUCCAAUUCCAACUUCAGUAAGCACAAAAAUGAGGAGGAGGACUCGGCACCCCCGCGGCCGCCUCUUCCCCAUUCCUAUGAGCCGAACUCCCCCGUUGUGCCCCCUCUGCCCGCCUCUCACUCUGGCGCACGGCCAUCUUCGCUCCAAAGGCCAGAGGACAGGAAGGCCAAUCAAAGGAAUAGCUCACAGAGCGGUCCUGACUACAGGCUGUAUAAGAGUGAACCGGAGCUGACCACGGUGGCCGAGGUGGAUGAGAACAACGGAGAGGACCGAUCAGAGCAUCCGUCUGACAGAGAACAUGCUGGAAACAAAGGCAUGUCCUACCCCGUUGGCAUCGUCCCACCCAGAACCAGGUCCCCAGUGCCUGAGUCUUCCUCCAUAGCGUCCUACGUCACUUUGAGGAAAAGCAAGAAGCCCGACCCCAGGACGGAACGUCCACACAGUGCCGUGGAGCAGCAGCUGUGUGCUGUGGACGGCAGCCGGCCCCGGAUGAGCGUGGAGGAGCAGAUGGAGAGGAUUCGCCGCCACCGGCAAGGCACCCUCAGGGAGAAGAAGAAAUCACUGAGCUUCCAGGGAGGCAGCCUGGAGAACACACCCGCCCGCAGUCACUCCUUCAAUCAUUUCCAUAGCAUGAAGGCUCAUAUUAGGCGAAGGGAUGAGGUGAUGAGCAGUGAUAUUCAGGAGCUGGAGGCCUCACUCAGACACCAGGACCUGGUGAGGGACCAGGAGACCCCUGCAGAGGAGAUAGCCCGUCUCAAAGAGUCCUCGCAGGAUGAUCAUUUCAACCUGGAUCGAGAGCUUUCUGUGCCUGAUAAAGUGCUUAUUCCUGAGCGUUACAUUGAAUCAGACCCUGAGGAACCUCUGAGUCCUGAACAGGAGGCUGACAAGCGACGGAAAGUGGACCGUAUUAAAGCCCUAAUAGCAAAAAACAGCAUGGCGAAUGUGCUACCCAGUUUAGCUUUAAGCCCAGAGGACGUGAAUGAAGAGGAGGUUACUGUUCAAGAAAAGGAGAAGAUGAUUAAUAUCUCCUACGAGCUGGCAGCAGAGGCCUCCAAACGCAGCAAGCUGGUAGCAGUGAAAAGCCUGUCGUCUUCUUCCUCACCCCCACAGUCUCCCAACACACCCCCUCAGCUCACUGAUGGCUCUCACUUCAUGUGUGUGUAGUGGCACCACACAGGCUCUGGCCUCAGUAAAGACCUACACAUGAAGGAAAUAACUAGGAAGGCGUAGAACACCUCCUGAGGAUCUUCUUCCUGGAGAUCAGCACAAGGCCUUGACCCACAGAAAGUGGAACUGCCUCCUCAUCCCGUCAGGCAGCCUUUAGCUACGGACUUCUGUUUACUCACUGUGACAUCUAAAGCUUCUAUGCCAACCUUUGGUGACAUUUCUACUUUCAUUGCCCCACUUUGAAAUGAAACUCGCCUCGUUUUUACCAUUGACCGCUGCAGACCUCUGUUUGUUUUUUACUCUAACUGCAGUUUUAUUUAGUUGUUGCAAUACAGGCCGACGUACAUCUGUAUAUUUGGGAGGCUGCAGCCUGAACUCUGUUGAGUCGUUUAGCUCGUAGCAGAAUGUUUGUAGGCCGUGUUUGCCACUUGCAUUUCAACAUAUUUUUUUAAGGUUUUAAGAUGCUUCUGCAUAUUUUUUUAGUUAAAUUUAAUCUAGUAUUUAAUUCAGAUUGCUUUUCAGACGCUGACAUUUAGCUAACUAGUUAUAUUUAUCAAUUUAUGGUGAAGAACGCUCGUCUAUACGGAUGAGUUAUAAACAGAUCUAUAAUCAACAGAUAUAAUAAUGGAGCAACUUUAAUCUAGACAGACUGAAAAUAUUUGUACAUUUUCCAUGUUUCCAGUCAGUGACACAUCGCUGCCAAUAAAUAUACAUAUUUGAAUGUUCAGACUUACGUCGCUCUUUGUUCCCUCUAUCUGAAAUAUAUAUAUUUAAAUUGAGAGAUGGACAAAAAUUUCAGAGUUUGGUAUUAUUUUAGGAUAUGUUGAUUAAAAGCCCUGGAUCUAACAAAAAAAUGCAUGUUUUAAAAAAAAAAGCAAUAAAAAAAAGAAGCCUUUGUCAACUGAAGAUAUUUUUGCGUGUGUAUAAAGUGUAACUAUGAGAGGUUUACUGUGUAUAUAAUGUACAUUGUGCAUCGGAUGGGAAUAUAUACCCACUAUAUAGGUACGUACGUACAUACAGAUUUGAUUUGCAAAUGUUCAUAUCCCAUCUGUUUUAUAUCAUGUUAAAUAAACAUCGGA